Molecule: messenger RNA, 2839 nt
Organism: Daldinia vernicosa
Lineage: Eukaryota; Fungi; Ascomycota; Sordariomycetes; Xylariales; Hypoxylaceae
Product: MFS general substrate transporter
Exons: 2
Coding region: 669-2090 (473 amino acids)
Biological process (GO): transmembrane transport
Molecular function (GO): transmembrane transporter activity
Source: RefSeq, a predicted model, not a curated record
UGCGGCUCUCGGAACUACUAUGUAUUACUAUUCCAACUCUAUUUGCUUACUAUGUUUACAGGAAAGAUAUGAGAUUUAACAAUAGAUUAUCAUAUAUUUUCUAUCUGUCACUCUUAAUUUAGCUAAACCCUCGAUUCUAAAAAACAUGAAAACUUACAAUGUCCGCUCUUAAUAAAGAUUUAAAAAGAAAAACCUCCAUAAUGGAAAUAAACUGGUUAGGUUAUAAUUCCCUUUAAAACGCUCACUAACGAUAUUCCGCGGCCCUAGACGGCGAUUUGUCCUAGUCAGUCUACCGGCGCCCAGUCAAAUUGUCACCGCGUCGCGCUAUCAGCGAAAAAAGUAGGGAUCCAGACAAUCACGCAAUAGACAAUAGGAUCCACCCGAAAAUUUCGAGUUCCUUUUGGGCCUUGGUCUUAUUGCACUACUAUGUAUUGCGACGACUAUGCGUGUAUAUAUAUAAUACCUACGUGCUCUCGUGCACUGUCUUGCUACCAUGGGGUUACUCCGUGGAACAAGACUUCGAAUUUAACAAUUUGAUUUGCCGUUUGCCGUUCUCUUCGGUAGCAGAACUUGCUUCCUCCCAAGUUAUACUUGGGUAUUGACGACGGAUUUACAUAUUCCUUAGCAGUUAUACCUGGGGAUCGACGGAUCGUCAAGGAAAGAGAGAAAUGGCGUCUUCGACUUCGGAUUACGCCGAACACCCGGAGGAUGGUGCUGUUACGUCUGAGGCUUCUAAGCCGCUGAAGCAUUCCAUCUUCCGGUCUGUACCCUUUCAGAUUGCUGUCGCGUGCGGUGUCUCUUUUACCGCGCCGGGUAUGUGGGAUGCCCUCGGCGGUUUAGGGGCUGGCGGCGCAGCUGAACCAUAUGCUGUAUCAGCAGCUAAUGCUCUUGUUUAUGGUCUUUUCUCUAUCGUCUGCGUGGCCGCGGGAGCCAUCAACAAUCGCAUCGGUCUACCGUACGGUCUUGCUCUCGGCGCUAUUGGUUAUCCGCUCUACGGCGCCGGUCUCUACACCAAUAACGUGAACGCCACCACCUGGUUUAUGCUCUUCGGCAGCGCCCUCUGCGGUAUCUCGGCCGGUUUUUUCUGGGCUGCUGAGGCUGCUAUCAUCAUCGGCUACCCGAGUCCCAAGGAUCGUGCUUUUUACCUCGCUAUCUGGCAGAGUGCUAAAGCCGCUGGUCCUAUUGUUGGCGGCGCUAUUAACCUUGGCCUCAACGCGCAGCGUUCUUCUGCCGGCUCCGUCGGUUCCGCUACAUACAUCGUCUUCAUCGCCAUCAUGUGCCUGGGCCUACCUAUUGCCCUCUGUCUUAGCCCCGCGGAGAAGGUAUGGCGCCACGACGGUACCCGCGCCGUCAUACGCAAGGAGGCGACCUGGAGCGCCGAAUUCAAGGCUGUAGGCAAAUUACUAGUGUCACGACGUGUAUUGCUAUUGCUACCAGCUUUCUUCAUCAGCUAUUUCUACAACGGUUUCGUUAGCACGUGGCUGACCACAUACUUUACUGUCCGCUCGCGUGCCUUUUCCUCCUUCUUCACCAACUUUGCCGGUAUCUUCAGCUCGUUUAUCAUUGCCUCUCUGCUCGACCGCCAGAACAUUCAUAUCCGAACCCGUGCCCGCAUUGCUUUUACUGCCAUUGUCACCAUCCUUAUUGGCACCUGGAUCUGGGCAACGAUCUUACAGAAGCGGUUCUACGACGCGCCGGUUUCUCCCGUGUUCGACUGGUUCAAAGGUGGCUUCGGCUCUGCGUACGCGCUCGUUUUCUUUUGGACCUUCGGCGGCCAGGCCUUCCAGCAGUUCCUCUACUGGCUUGUCGGCCAGUAUGCGACAGACUUAUCGUCGCUUUCGCGUCACACUGGUAUCCUACGAGGUGUUGAAGCUCUCGGACAGACGGUUGCUUGGGCUAUGCAAUCUGAAGGAAACGCCAAUCACUUCGUCAGCAUCGGUCUCAACUUCGGUCUCACCAUCCUAUGUAUCCCGUUCGCCUGGAUCGUGCUCUCGGAGCUCGACCAUAGCCACGAGGUCAAAGUAACCGAGGAACAAGUUAUCGUAAACGACCCGGAUAAGAAGCAAGAUAGUGCUGCUGCAUCGGUUUAAAUGCUUGGUUUUUAAUAUUGUGGUAGAGAUACUUGAAAGUAAUUGGGGAUUCGAGUUUAACGGACUAUGCGAAGAAUCUUAUAGAAGAGCGAAUGCACCGGCAAGAGGAGAUUAGGAGCUUUGGAUGAUACCCUAGUUGAUAGAUAAAUGGAGAGCUUUUUCAGGAAUAUUCCGAAUAAUGACGGUCUUAAGUACCUACCUAGUAUCAUGAGAUCCACCAGUGCUGGGGGUUGUUAUAAUAGGUAGCUACCUACGUGCCUGGUAGAACGCUUCUUUUGAGAGCCUCGACGGUCUAAUCCGUUACUAGCCCAGCACCGAGAAAACAGUUUAAUUACCUACCUAGGUAGGUACCUGGGCUCUCCUCUAGUUCCUAUAGAACCUUAGAGAUAUCUAUUUGGACCCCCCUGCGUUAAACGCGUAUUCUUUCCUACUACGAAAUAUAUUAGUUGUUCCACAUUGGACUACGAUGCCACGACACGUGGGCCGUCUGAUGGUAGCACUUCGUGUAAGAAUAACAAUGCUUAUAAUAGGUUAUAUUCGGCUCAAGAGAUAAUGUCAAUUGAUUCUCAAGCGCCUUCUCGCCGUCAACGCUACUCGCGAAGGGAAAUAGGUUUUAAUUUUAUGAGAGACCGUGUCUCCGCGCAUAGACUUUGAUCAGACUAUGAUCAUAGGUUUCGGAUGCUCGCCGAAGAAGUGUUUAAGCGAAUGUCUCGUCAGGUUCGUAAACGCGAUUCAAUAUAAUAUGGGGG